Messenger RNA from Saccharomyces eubayanus, 468 nucleotides. RefSeq lists its product as uncharacterized. The record is from RefSeq and is a predicted model, not a curated record. The transcript has a single exon. The coding region runs from base 1 to 468 and encodes 155 amino acids. NCBI's taxonomy places the organism in Eukaryota, Fungi, Ascomycota, Saccharomycetes, Saccharomycetales, Saccharomycetaceae.
AUGAGCCUAACUUCGAAUAGAUCUUCUAUUAUUUCUUUUUUUUUUUGUUUGUAUUUCUUUUUAUUUUUUUAUUUGCGCGAAACUUUGCUACAUUGGGUAACGCGUGAACAAUUUCCAUUGCAAUUAACGAAAGGGUCCUUGCAUGUGUUUACCAAAAGUCCGCGAGGUCUCGGCAGGUGGCGCGUCAAUACAAGUGAUUAUCUCAUGUACAAUCGGUUAGUGUCAGUCAGUAUCCGUAAACCAACGUGCAUACGCGUUCAGCGACACUCUAAUAAGACAAAGCUUUUCUGGCGCGAAUACGCCAAGGCCACGAAGCGAAAGGAAGGUAGCUACAUCAAGAAUGUUUUUUUCUAUUGUGCGGCAUCUGAGAUGAGGGGAUUUCGGCACGCCGCAGAACACUACACACAGGUACAUAAUCAGCCGUUUGGCAGCAGUAGAAGGUAUGAACCCAACAGAAACGGGUCGUAA